This is a messenger RNA of Trichoderma reesei QM6a, 645 nucleotides long. Its product is annotated as hyoothetical protein. NCBI's taxonomy places the organism in Eukaryota, Fungi, Ascomycota, Sordariomycetes, Hypocreales, Hypocreaceae. The transcript has a single exon. The record is from RefSeq and is a predicted model, not a curated record. The coding region runs from base 1 to 645 and encodes 214 amino acids.
AUGCCUGCCGACUUUGACCAGCAAGCAUACUGGCAUCGCCGCUUCUCCACCGAAUCCUCAUUCGAAUGGCUCCUCAGCUCCAACGACUUCAUCGCCAUCCUAAACCCCCUUCUCAACACUCUCGACCGCACAUCAACCCGGAUCCUCAACAUUGGUUGCGGAACAAGUGAUUUGCACAACCACUUCCGCCGUCUCGGCUUCUCAGACGUGACAAACAUCGAUUACGAGCCUCUGGCCCUCGAAAGAGGGCAACAACUCGAGCGGCAGGCCUUUGGCGAUGUGAGGAUGAAGUAUGCAGUCGCAGACGCCACAAAAUCCUUGGUCCUCAAUCCGUCAUCAUCAAACCAAAACGACUCAUCAGAAACUCGUAACGAAAAGUUCAAUCUUGUGGUUGAUAAGAGCACCGUAGACGCAAUUUCUUGUGGUGGAGAAGAGCAGGUCCGUCGGAUGGCGCAUUGCGUGAGGGAGUGUCUUGCGGAUGAUGAUGAUGACGCGGUUUGGGUGUCGUUGAGUUAUUCUGCGGCGAGGUUCGAGCUUGAGGGAUUGCCGUUUGAUGUUGAGGUUUUGGAAAGGGUGUUGACGGCGAAGAGGGCGGUGGCGGAUCCGGAUAUAUAUCACUGGUGUUAUUUGUUGCGGCCAAGGUAG